Molecule: messenger RNA, 3454 nt
Organism: Amoebophrya sp. A25
Lineage: Eukaryota; Dinophyceae; Syndiniales; Amoebophryaceae
Source: the annotation of a GenBank genome assembly
UGGAAGCUUUGGCUUUCAUUUCUUUCUUUUUACGAGCGCGACUCUGCGCUAAUUCAUCGACGCUAUAUAGAAUCGAGAAAGUCGUGCUUCUGGUCUAUCCACCUAGUAUGGAAGUAUGUCAUAGAAGAUGAACACGAGCAAUGGUUUAGGUACUAAAAACCUCCUGCUGAAAUCAUGUCAUCCUCAUGCUCAUCUUCAUCUUUGUCCCUACGACGGGGACCUCCGAGAACAGCGGAAAGGAAACGUCGGAACAAGAUGCAACCUCGCUACUUCUUGCCACUCGUCCUCGUCUUUACAUCAACAUCAUGUUUGACCACGUGUACAAUUGCCGCAGUACAACAACUACAUCAAGAAAUAGCACAAUACAACAUUGGUCCCAAUGGUGAAAUCGAAGACUCUCAAUUCUACUCCGAACCUGCUCAUGAGCAUGAGGACCACGUUCAUCAUGCUGAGGAAGGACAAGACGAAGUUUAAGGGUAGGUUAAAGGUGUUCGUUUUACCGUUCGUUUUGUCUUCCCGAACAAGGGGGAAAGACCUAACGAACGCGGUAAACGAACACCAAAAGCCUACCUCUAAGAAGUAGAACAAGAAGAUGAUCACGCAGCUGAGACUCCUCCUGGAGGAACUCGAGGCACUUCUUCUAGCACUUUGCUUCAAAUCAACAACGUUGGCGCUGUGAGGCGGGAACAAGGUGAGGCCAUUCAGUACAAUUUACGUAGGGGAGAUGAGCAAGAAAUAUCUUCGACUUUUUCACCUGGAACCGUAAGAGUUGAAGGAUCAGGAUUCCUGGAACCUGUAGCAGCCUACAGUACAUCAAACUCACAACGAUCAGCAGACAUGUCCCUGGAUUCGGCAGGAGACGCAUCUUCAAACUCGCAACAUCAAGUAGGAGAGGUGUUUCUGGAUCCCAGCAGCACGAGUACCACGACAGUACCAGACAGCACCACAUCGUCAAUUUCGAACUCAACUUCUGCUUCGGUUUUUUCUUCGUUCAUGACUGUCGAAGAGACGAAGAAGAAAGUCAGUCGCCUAUCUUCUGACAAGAAGAAGAAAAAGAUAAAAAAGAGUUUUGGCUCAGAUUCGUCUGACGAGUCAACAGCAUCCGAUGCAAGCAGUGAUGAGUCGGCGUCUUCGGUACUCUUUACUGUUGCUUUCAGUCUUCCUGUCGCUCUCCCUUCAUACAGUUUUGUGAUUUUUAGAACAUAAGCUGUAGUGAUGAAAAAAUAAACAAAAACAAUUUUUAAAUAUCCUUCACGUUCACCUUCACCAGUCUCGACGCAAGCGCCGAAAACGUCGACGUGAUGACAGCGACAGUGAUGAAGACGAUACGGAUCAUCGUAGAAAAAGACGCAACAGCGACAGUGAUGAUACUUAUGAAGGGAUACCAGUGAUUGUGUUUGUGGUCGUGAUGACGUUGUAACACGAAAGUGACAAUGUAUGGUUCUGGUAUUUGGUAACCUGAAUUUGAUCCUAAGGGUUCUCUUCUUGUUUUCCCUUAGGAUCAAACUCAGGUUACCAAAUACCAGAACCAUUCAGACAACUCAAACUACAUCAACAAAGCAUACCCCCACAUACGACAGACACGGCGAGCAUCACAGCGAUCAUAACUUGUUCACAACAAACUUCUUUAUCUUUUUCCACUACCUCUUUCUACAUCAACAACGCUUACAACUUCUCUUCCCUUCCCCUUCUAAUCUCUCCUGAAAACCGUGGGCGUUGCCGCAGCUGCGGGAGCGGUCGGUGUGGCUGCCGGCGCUGCUGCUGGUGGCGAUGGCGACUUUUGGUUUUACAGCGGCAAUGGUAAUUCUUGCUGCGGGGGUCCUGGACACGGAUUUGGCUUCGGCAACGGAGCUAACGGUGGAAUGGAUGACGCCAUGUGCUAUUUUCUUUAUGAAUGGGAUGAUUAUUAUAGAAUGAUCUAUAGAACAAGAACGAAUGUAGUAGGAUGGACCUACCAAAAUCCUUGGGUCCUACUCGAAAUGCUUAGCGAAGCGGGGAAGUCCAUCCGAUCCAUCCGGUCCAUCCCAUCCUGGACCGGGCACCCCUAUAGAUUGCUCUACUAUAAUUACACUUUUACAUACUUUUUACAUUGACAUUGAGUAGAAGUUAGUACUACUAAAAGAUUUCUUGUUCUGCAACAAGAACUUGCUCCAAGUACUUUUUAUAAGUCAAACGUGUUUAUCGAAGACCUUUGUCAUUUUUGGUUGUUACUAGAAGGCAGGAAACUCACUUGAUUUACUCUUUAUAACUUUAUUGAUAUUUUUUAUUGUUUCCUCGCCUCCUCCAAUGAACCAACCCUAUGAUAAUGAUGUGAAACCAUUCACCUUUCAUAAAUCCUUCAUCGGAAUACCAAUCUUGCUUUUUGCGUUGGUGCUGCUCUGCAUGUGCAUGAGCGACACGUGCGCUUUCGGGAAAACAGAGGUUUACUACACCUCCGGCGGACGAGGCGGAUACAACUACAACUACUAUCCGGAGGUAGAGGAUGAGGAUGAUGAAGAUAAUGUUAAGGCUCAACUUUCAAUGGUCAUUGGAGUUGGUCACUGAGAUGGUCACCAUUGAGAUUGGAGUCACUGAGAUCUUCGAAGGGGCGACCUUCCCUUGAGAGGAGAACCAACAGGGGAAGAAACGAAGGGACGAAAGGGGAGAGCUUUGAAGGGGGUCUCUUCCGUUCAGAGUCAUGAUGACCAUUGAUGAAGGCUGAGCUUUAAUAAUGGCAGUUAUGUUGGCGAAGAACAUCUUCAAGACGAUGAUAGCAGUUACCUACCGUCACCCGGAACGGACAAUUACCGCUACUACCCAGAAGACGACGGUGACGACGACACUUUAUUGGUGUAUCACAAAUGAGAAUAAGUAGGUACUUUUGAAAGAUGAUGGGGAGCACCAUCCGUUUACUGCAUGAACUAGAAGUAGAACAUCUUACUGUUACUGCUGCUGGAAGAAAGAGUUGUCUACAAGUUGUUGAAAGCUGUGUUAUGGUGGUGCAUAUGUAUGUGACGAAAAAGAGAACGAACAAAUUAUAUGCUUAGAGAUUGAGAGGUCUAUCCACAUCAGGGCCACGAACUAAGUUCAUAUUACAGCAUGAAAGGCGAGUUGUACUAUGCAGAACUAAACAAAGACACUUCAACAUUUACUGCAUAGGACAGAAACAAUAUUCUUAGCAGAACUACUCCUCGAUCAACAUCAAGUAGAUAUAGAUCAUUUAUUCCUCAACACUACUAAUCGUUCGUGCCUUAAUUCCUCAACACUGGCGUAGAACCAGUAGAAAUGUAUUAGGAAUUUACAAAUUCACACCAUACAAAAAUGUUGACGAUCAUAGUACCAUUCGCCUUUCCGGUUAAAAUAUCGAUAACCUCAACCCCAGGAUUACUAAUUAUCUUUCCUCCGCUCUGCUCCUUUACUUCCGCAAUCGAUUUAUUGUUGCUGAAGUUAGACAGCCACUCAUGAUCAAUGGAGC